AUGCCAUCUCUCACGGAAUUGGCUCGCGAAAUUCUUCGCAAUGCCGAGCUCAUCGAAGACACAAACACCAUCUCUUCGCCGGAUGUCGGAGAAGCUCGAAUCGCGCUCCUCAACGCAACACACAGACUCACGAUUGAAGCACAACCUCCAACAUCGUACCUGUUCUCGCAACUGUGGAGCAUAACCGACACAUUCGCCCUCCGCACGAUCUAUGCCCUCAAAUUACCGCAACACGUGCCCCACGCUGACUCCAUCCCCUACUCCACGCUCUCAACCUUAGUUGGCGUACCGGUUGACAAACUAACCCGCCUCAUUCGCUACGCCGUAACCCUCGGCUUCUUCACUGAGCCCACCCCCUCCCAUGUCGCACAUUCCGACACCUCGCGCCUCCUAGCCACCAACCCCGACGCCUUCGAUGCCAUGGGCAUGAUUCUAAACGAACUCGGACCUGCGACACACGCCUUCCCUGACGCAUUGACUCGCUUCGGUACGUCCGAAGAACCAAACGAAACAGCGUAUAACAUCGCCAAUAAGACUGAUCUGGGUAUCUAUGACUUCCUCGCCCAAAAUCCGGAGAGGGGACGGCGGUUUGGUGGCGCAAUGAGAUUAUUCAGCGGGGAUGGCGGGAGCUACAUUCAGCAGCUCCUAUCCGCCUUCCCUUGGACAUCUCCCACACAUGAUCGUGAGGACUUCGUCGUCGUUGACGUUGGCGGCGGCCAUGGCAGCGUUUCCGUCAAGUUGGCGGAAACUACUAAAUCCAUGCGGUUCGUUGUGCAAGACAUGGCUCCCCAAGUCCAAGAGGGUAGAAGAUUGUUACCUGAGAAGCUGGAAGGAAGGGUGGAAUUUCAAGUCCACGACUUUUUUCACAGAGCAAAAGGUGCAGGCUGA
Messenger RNA from Didymosphaeria variabile, 888 nucleotides. RefSeq lists its product as uncharacterized. The coding region runs from base 1 to 888 and encodes 295 amino acids. The record is from RefSeq and is a predicted model, not a curated record. The transcript is spliced from 2 exons. Gene Ontology annotation, molecular function: methyltransferase activity. Lineage: Eukaryota; Fungi; Ascomycota; Dothideomycetes; Pleosporales; Didymosphaeriaceae.